Messenger RNA from Acomys russatus (golden spiny mouse), 951 nucleotides. RefSeq names its product olfactory receptor 4C6-like. Bases 1 to 951 code for a protein of 316 amino acids. Lineage: Eukaryota; Metazoa; Chordata; Mammalia; Rodentia; Muridae. Gene Ontology annotation, molecular function: olfactory receptor activity; G protein-coupled receptor activity. Gene Ontology annotation, cellular component: membrane. Gene Ontology annotation, biological process: G protein-coupled receptor signaling pathway. The transcript has a single exon. The record is from RefSeq and is a predicted model, not a curated record.
AUGGAGAAUUCAAACAAUGUGACUGAAUUUAUUCUUUUGGGAGUUACAACUAAUCCACAACUGAGAAAAGUAUUCUCUGCUUUGUUUCUAAUCAUGUACAUGGCCACUGUGUUGGGAAAUGUACUCAUUGUCAUAACUAUUACCAGAAGCCACAGUCUGAGGUCACCCAUAUAUUUUUUCCUCACUUUUCUGUCCUUCAUGAAUGUCACCUAUUCAUCUGUCACUGUUCCCAAGUUAAUUGUGGAUGGCCUUUCUGACAGAACUACCAUGUCCUCUGAAGGAUGUAUGACCCAGCUCUUUGUAGACCAUUUCUUAGGUAGUGUACGGAUUAUCCUUCUCAUUGUGAUGGCCUAUGACCACUACAUAGCCAUCUGUAAGCCCCUGCAUUAUGUGACUAUCAUGAAUCCUCAAGUGUGCUGGCUGAUGGUAGGAGGGGCUUGGAUGGGAGGAUUUGCUCAUGUAACCAUUCAGCUUCUCUUCAUGGAUCAAAUACCCUUCUGUGGUCCCAAUGUUAUUGGCCGUUUUAUGUGUGACUUGUUUCCAUUGUUACAACUGGCCUGCAUAGACACACAGAUCCUGGGUCUCUCAGUCAUUCUCAACAGUGGGGUGAUGUGUGUGACCAUUUUCCUUAUUCUCAUCAGUUCCUAUGUGGCUCUCUUCUGCUCUUUAAAAUCUUCUGUCUCUGAAGGGAGGAGCAAAGCCCUGUCCACAUGUAGUUCUCACUUCACAGUGGUAGUGCUGUUCUUUGUACCUUUUAUCUUCUUAUACAUGAGGACUGUGGUCACUUACCCUGUAGAUAAAGCAAUGGCUGUGUAUGCUACCAUUGUUGAGCCAAUGUUAAAUCCUUUGAUCUACAGCUUGAGGAAUGCAGAAGUAAAAUAUGCCCUGAGGAAACUGUGGAGGAAAAGGGGAACUCAAGUGGUAAAACUUGAUAUGGUAGGGACCAAAUAA